This is a messenger RNA of Labrus bergylta (ballan wrasse), 2569 nucleotides long. It is a transcript of the gene gucy1b2, whose product is annotated as guanylate cyclase 1, soluble, beta 2. The record is from RefSeq and is a predicted model, not a curated record. Gene Ontology annotation, molecular function: heme binding; guanylate cyclase activity. Gene Ontology annotation, biological process: response to oxygen levels; cGMP biosynthetic process. Gene Ontology annotation, cellular component: guanylate cyclase complex, soluble. NCBI's taxonomy places the organism in Eukaryota, Metazoa, Chordata, Actinopteri, Labriformes, Labridae.
GUGUGCGUAUCUGUGAUGUGUGUGUCCUCUUCUAGCAGCAGUGAGGUGUUAGAGGCAGGUGGACAGAGGUGUGAGGCAACACGGGAAUUUGAGUCUCUGUAGAAAUGAAGAGCGCAGAGGAGGCAGUAUAAAGUCUUUAAUUUAUUUGCAUCAACGUUGGAGAAGAAGACGGCGGGAGAAGAUCAAACACAGACAUGUACGGGUUCAUCAACAGCUGCCUCCAGUCUCUGGUGAUGGAGAAGUUUGGACAGGACACGUGGGACAAACUGAGCUCUCUACCAGGAGUCCAGGACACCUUCAUGACGUACACGGUUUAUGACGACGUGCUGACGGUCAGCCUGGUGAAGGAGGCCUGCACGCUGCUCGACGUUUCUGCCGACGUGUUCCUGAAGCUUUUUGGAGGACAUUUCUUCCUGUUCUGUAAAAAGGCGGGCUAUGACACCAUGAUGAGGACUCUGGGAGGGAACCUGGUUGAGUUCAUUGGGAAUCUGGACGCUCUGCACAGUUACCUGGCUCUGUCCUAUCAGGAAAUGAACGCACCGUCUUUCAGAGUGGAGAUGACGGACGAUGGGAAGAUGCUGCUUCACUACUACUCUGACAGAAAGGGCCUCUUCCAUAUUGUACCAGGUAUCAUAGAGGCGGUGGCCAGAGACUUCUUCCACACAAAAGUCACCAUGGAGGUUCUCAACCAGUCGGAGGAAGACGAGCGGACGGGGAAGAAGGAGCACGUCGUGUUUCUGGUCAACCAGGAAAUCAAUCCCGUGUUUAAGUCGCCUGAAUCCAGCGCAGAAACAACAGCGUGCACCACGACGAAUAAGAACAGCUGUAGAGAGAUAACCGAUGGUAGUCUCCAGUGCGCCUUCCGUCCGUGUUACCCGAACAAACUGUGGAUGGAGGAAAAAGCUUUCUGCGAUGCUUUCCCCUUUCACAUCGUCUUUGAUCGACAUCUGAAGGUGAGGCAGACAGGUGUGAACAUCCAGAAGUUUGUUCCAGGUCUUCACGCCAGAGAUGCUACACUGGAUCUGUAUUUCACCCUGAUACACCCACAGGUGACUUUUACCAUCGAGAGCAUCAGGAAGUUCAUCAACAGUCAGUUUGUGUUAAAGAGCCACAAGCACACCAUGCUCAAACUCAGAGGUCAGAUGGUGUGGAUGGAGUCUCUCGGCUGCAUGCUCUACCUCUGUUCUCCGAAGCUGCGGAGCCUCCAGGAGCUUCAGGACGUGGGUCUCCACCUGUCCGACCUCGCCCAGCACGACGUCACCAGAGACCUGGUCCUCCUGAACCAGCAGCGCCUGGCUGAGAUGGAGCUCAGCAACCAGCUGGAGAGGAAGAAAGAGGAGCUGAGGAUUCUGUCUCGUCACCUGGAGGUCGAGAAAGAGAAGACGGAGACUCUGCUGUACGCCAUGCUGCCUCGACACAUCGCCAAUCAGCUGAAAGAUGGGAAGAGCGUGAAGGCGGGGGAGUUUGAGGUGUGCACGAUCCUCUUCAGUGACGUUGUGACCUUCACAAACAUCUGCGCCGCCUGCGAGCCGAUCCACAUCGUCCACAUGCUCAACUGCAUGUACUCCAAGUUCGACCGACUCACCAACGUUCACGACAUCUACAAGGUGGAGACUAUCGGUGAUGCGUACAUGGUGGUGGGAGGCGUCCCCGUUCCCACUGUGACCCACGCUCACAGAGUGGCUAACUUUGCUCUGGGAAUGAGGAUCUCAGCCAGAGAGGUCAUCAACCCUGUAACAGGAAGACCCAUACAGAUCCGUGUGGGUCUGCACACCGGGCCCGUGUUGGCGGGGGUGGUGGGGGAGAAGAUGCCUCGUUACUGCCUGUUUGGAGACACCGUCAACACCGCGUCCAGGAUGGAGAGUCAUGGUCUCCCCGAUCACAUCCACCUGAGCUCCACAACUUACAGUGAGUUACAGGGCGCAGGGUUCGACAUAAAGGAGCGCGGGCACAUCGAGAUCAAAGGUAAAGGCAAGAUGACCACCUACUUUCUGUUGGGGAACCUGCUGAUGUCAGAGGAGAGCAUCAUGGGAAGAGAGGGUGGAGGGACAUGUUUGUACCCGGAGGAGAACCUCGGACAGAUUGACCAAGAGCACGACGUGAGCUCUGAGAGCGAGCAGAAGCACGCAGCCUCAGGUGAAGUCGUCACCCCGGACCUCUUCUCCUGGGACAUCACCCCACCGUAUCAGACCCACGAGGACAUCGAGCACAGCCGCAAAACACCUGCAAAUAACUCCAGCAGCAAACUGUGUAUGUUACUCUGACUGCGGAACAACUCGGCCUGCAGAGACACGCGCGAGAGAAGAAGACAAAAAAUUUCCCUGGGUGGCACCACGAGCGUCACGACGAUGUUUUACUAAAAGUGUGAAGAGGAUUUUGGGAACAGUUACGGCUUUUAUCCCAACCUUCUGAUCGAUUCCUGUGUGAGGUAACCAGCGCAUUGUUUCAUUCAUAUCUGGGACGCAGGGGAACACAGGAGUUGCUGCUCUACAGCUGCCUUGGUUAGUUUUUUGUGUUACUUUGUUCUAAAACAAAACUUGUAACGGGGGUGCAGAUGGCCUAGUGGUUA